UUCUUGUUAUUCUGAGCCGGUCGUCAUGUUCGGACUGUGGUUGGUUUUCGUGGCCACUUUUGGGGCGUCGGUGCUCGGCCUUCCCGCCUCCGGACCCUGCGUGUCCCCGCUGCAGUGGGAGGGAAGGUGGGUGGUGUACGAGCACAACAGCGGCCGGAACCACCGAGCCGCCGUGUCCUACGACGGCCUGAACCAGAGGCUCCGUGUCCUGCAGCAGCACAAGAAACACACCCCGUGUCAGAAGUUUUACGAGUACAUCUAUCUGUACCAGAACUCGGUGAUGUUCCAGAUCGAGCAGAAGACCAAGGUCUGCUCUAAGAUCGCCCUGACAGAAGCCUGGGAUCCUUUUGACAUCCCUCAGAACUCCACCUUCGAGGACCAGUACAUCGUCGGCGGACCUGGUGACAACGUGGAAGUUCAGGAGUGGUCGGACAGGAAGCCCGCUCGCAAACAUGAGACCUGGGUGGGUGUCUACACUCUGAAGGACUGUUAUCCAGUGCAGGAGACCUACACCAAGAACAGCAGCGUCACCACCUCCACCCGCUUCUUCGACCUGCAGCUGGGUAUCAGUGACCCAGACGUCUUCACUCCACCGAGCACCUGUCAGUCGGCCCGGCCUGAGAGGAUGGCCCAGCACGAGUGUUAGCUCCUGUCUCGUUGUACUUUCAGGACUUUGUGAAUUCUGGCGCUGAUCCUGAAACUCCUCCCACAUUUUUAACACCAACCUGCGGUGGCCAAGGCAUUUAUGUUUAGCUUUAGCUGCUAAUUUGUUAAUUACCAUCUCUAUAAUCUUUAAAUGUGAAUUGUUUUAAGAAGAUGCUAGCUUUUGCUGCAGCAGCCGCUAACCUCAUGCCACCGGCUAGCUGGCUAGCGUCAGUUGAGGGUUAGUAGGCGUUUUUGCCACCAUUUGGUUCUGUAGCGUGAAACUUUGCUGCGUAUUGUGACAGUGGCGUGCUAGUGAUUCUCUGCUACCGUAGCUUUAGCUGCUGCCGAGGAAGUAAAGGUAUUUAGACGCCGCAGAGUCACGAAAAACCUCCUCACCGUUUGUGCGAACAAACAAGUGUAAACAAAUAAUAAGGUCACGAAAACAAAAGUGUCGUCAGAUACACAAACAAGCUAACAGCUAACCAGGUCAGUGUGAUGCUAAAGGAUUUGCUGCAGUAUAAUUCAUAUGUAUUUACACAUUUGCAUGUACAUGUAUGACAGCAUUAUUUUGAGCCUAAAACCUCCCUGUGAACUCAGAGACUACGGUCACCGUCUGUGAAGAAUCCUUUUCUACCAGCUUUUUACUUCCUGCAAAUAAAACUCUAAUAAAACGUUCAA
Messenger RNA from Cynoglossus semilaevis (tongue sole), 1323 nucleotides. It is a transcript of the gene epdr1, whose product is annotated as ependymin related 1. Gene Ontology annotation, cellular component: extracellular region; lysosome. The transcript is spliced from 3 exons. Gene Ontology annotation, biological process: cell-matrix adhesion. Lineage: Eukaryota; Metazoa; Chordata; Actinopteri; Pleuronectiformes; Cynoglossidae. Bases 26 to 646 code for a protein of 206 amino acids. Gene Ontology annotation, molecular function: calcium ion binding. The record is from RefSeq and is a predicted model, not a curated record.